UGGCCUUGCUUGGUUUGAAAUUUUGGACAAAAACUGGGACCAGUUAACUGGACUGUACUUGAAGGACUGCCAGUCUAUAGCAGAUGGACAACAAUCAAGCUGUCAGCCAUUCCCGUCCAAUGAGGAAAGAGAAGUUGCAUUUCUCUCACUGUUGUCUCUGUGGACCGAUUGCUUAAACAGUGAAGUAGGAGCUGUCAGCAAACUGCACAACAGCAAUGUCUUGUUGAAGUUAGUCCCAGCUUUGACAUGUACCAAAUCUUCUUUGGUUUACGCCAAUAUUUUGGAGGUCUUUUCUCAGUCUUUAACGUAUGAGCGGGAGGAAGAUAGUUCCUGUUCUGAGACUGUUACUUCAGUAGCCCAUGCUCUACUUCAGACCUUUGAUGAUGAGACAAUGCAGAGAGUGCCAUGGAAGGACACAUAUGUAGGGUUUGGUGGGACAGACUUCAUUGAGGGGCAGCUUGUGAUAGGACAGAAGAGAGGAGACUGGGUGUUGGUGCGAACACUUGUGCUGGUACUGCUGAGGGCUUGCUCCAUUGUUAGUGGAUUGUCUGGGCCAGAACAGGCCCAGGCUAUUAUCACCACCCUGCAGAGAUUGUCAUCAUUUGUGUGUGAGAAGUUAGCCAUGACAAGUGAUAGACAGUUCUCACCUGGUGCUGAAGAAGUCCGGGGGACUUGCUCACAGACUGGGACAUGGAUGUUCCAGCUGUUCUCUGACCAGGAUGACUCCAUGAUAGAAGCCAUGUUACGUCUACUGGACAUAAACACAGCUGUCAGUAGGUAUGCCACAGACUUUCUACAUGUCAAUGUGGUCACGUCGUUCAACCCUCACAGUAUCUUCCUGCAAUUCUUAGAGACCACCACCUGGGACCACUCCAUCCUCCUGGACCUCCUCAUCUCCAUGGAAACCAGCUUCCUCACCUACAUCACCAGAUACCUCCAUCUGGUCAUCACAGAAUGGCAGGCAUUCCUCAAAACUAACCAGAUCUAUUCUGGAGCAAAGGUGGACACCUGUGGGUCCUCUGAUUGUGGUACUGAGAGCAGAGGAGAGGGUUUUGGUAUUCCUAACUGUGACAAACCGGGUUUUAAUCAGACUGGAGAGAAGCAUUGCAAAAGCCCUCCCCUUCCACAACCAAAUCAUACACAUGGAAAGCAAUUGCAGAAAAAUGUCAGACAGCAUUAUGACCAAACCUCUGCUACGGAAAAAAAAGAGCUAGAUAAUAUUGAACUUGAUGAAGUCCCUGUACUUAAGGUUGUAACAAUGCCUUUGCCUAAUAUCGAUCAUUUUGAAAUGGAUAUUGCUGGACAGGUUCAACCUGCUGACACAAAUGUAGAGACUCUACUGUCUAAAAAUCCUAAAGAAAAUUGUGAGGGGGAGAAAGGUGUCUCUUCCAGUGAGUCUUCCGAUGAUGACGCUGACUCAACUGACAAUGUCGAGGAAGAAUCCACUUUGGAUAGAACCAUGGGGGUGUUGAUUAGGCUAAGGCUAGCCGUGGAGAGACUGAGUGAUAAGAAGUUGUUCCCUUAUAAUGUCAGCCCACUUCUAAGACUGCUGGCUAUGGUUGAAGAUAAGUAUGAAGAAGUAUGAAUUUCUGCAACAACUUUAUUAUGUGAAAUGUACAUUUUGAUGUAUUGCAGCUAUGAGAAAAGGAAGUACCAAUGAGUAGAUGUACAGUAUUACGUUUUCAAUGGUAACAUUAUUUUUUUUAGCAAACACAGUAGAGCUGGAAAUGUCCUAGAAAGUAAUUUUGGCUACUUUAAGACUAGUGGUAAUGUGGUGGCAGAACUGAAAUAGCUCACAUUACCUGGUAUGUUAUGACUAAACACUCACAAAAAUAGCAAACCAGAAACCUUGUUGUCAAGAAUGAAACAUUUCUUCUAUACAAACUUUAAGGUAUUGCUAUGGGGUGAUUUGUAUGUUCAUCAGAUAAAGUUGCCUUAUCUUUGGAAAUAUGAUGCAACAUAGAAUUCUGCCAUUUAACAUAGAAUACAAUUUAAUACAGUACUGAUGUCAUAGAGUUACUAGAGUUACAGUAACUGAUUGCAAGCCUUCUUGGCACUUAAUACAUCUGAAAGCAAUUUCAUCAGGUUGGUAGAACAUAGGAUAUUGGAGAUUUCUUUUUCACAAUCUGUAAUG
Messenger RNA from Branchiostoma floridae (Florida lancelet), 2134 nucleotides. RefSeq names its product protein Lines homolog 1-like. The record is from RefSeq and is a predicted model, not a curated record. The coding region runs from base 392 to 1585 and encodes 397 amino acids. The transcript is spliced from 3 exons. NCBI's taxonomy places the organism in Eukaryota, Metazoa, Chordata, Leptocardii, Amphioxiformes, Branchiostomatidae.